Symbiodinium sp. CCMP2456 is the source of this 193-nucleotide messenger RNA. NCBI's taxonomy places the organism in Eukaryota, Dinophyceae, Suessiales, Symbiodiniaceae. The record is from the annotation of a GenBank genome assembly.
GCUGGAGUGGCUGAGGACCGAUGCCGCCACCGCCUUCCCACCCACGGCAUUAGUCUGCUCGGAGGAUCCCUCCCAAGAGGUGGCGCUCCGAGAGCUGGAGACCGAGGACUUCUUCGACGACAUCCCGUCAGCAGAUCCUGAUGAAAUCUGGAGAUCUGCCAAGUGUGAGAUCUUCGGCUGGGGUUCCUCCUAG